AUGCUUUGUGGAAUCUCUGGAGAAGCUCCUCAAGAGCCCGUCGCGUCGAAAAAGUCAGGUGUCGUGUACGAGAAGCGGCUCAUCGAGCAAUACAUCAACGAGCACGGUACCGAGCCCAGCACGGGCGAGGCUCUCACGGCCGAAGACCUCCUCCCCAUCAACUCGUCGCGCAUCGUCCGCCCGCGCCCGCCUACACUGACAUCGAUACCCGCGCUGCUCGCCACGUUUCAGAACGAGUGGGAUAGCCUCGCAUUAGAAACAUAUAACCUGCGUGAGCAGCUUGCGCGCACGCGAGAGGAGCUAGCCACCGCCCUGUACCAACAUGAUGCCGCCGUUCGCGUCAUCGCCCGUCUGACCAAGGAGAGGAACGAGGCUAGAGAUGCUUUGAGCAAGAUUACCGUCUCCGGUAGUGGUGCCAACGCCGACGAGAUGGCGGUGGACACAGAAGGCCUGCCAGAGGACCUGGCGGCUCGCGUAGACGAGGUUCACCAAGAACUUUCCAAGGGUCGCAAGAAACGUCCUGUCCCCCAAGACUGGGUCACUCCCAGCGAAAUCGCCGCUUUCGAGGUGACAGCUACGAACGCGCUGCCUGUCGCGCAAACAACCUGCUUGGAUACCGAGGGCGCCUACGCUGCUGUGGGAGGUCUGCAGGGACAGGCGGCCAUAUACGCUGUUGCAGCCGACUCGCUGGAGCGCGAGAUUUCCGUGGGCGAACCCGCGACCAGCACGCUCUGGACGGGCUCCAAGCUCAUCUUUGGCACCAAUAAUGGCGGGCUCAAGGUCUUUGAAGGCGGCAACCAGGUGGCUGCUGCUUCCGAGCACUCGGGCCCUACCACUGGUCUAAGCAUCCAUCCUAGCGGCGAUAUUGUUGCCUCUGUCGGAACUGAUAAGAGCCUUGUGCUAUACGAUUUGGCCAGCCUGAAGCGCGUGAGCCGCACAUUUGUUGAUGCCUCACUCACAACCGUGGCUUUCCACCCCGACGGACACCUUGUCGCCGCCGGCACCGUCACGGGCGACGUGAGACUAUACAUAACCAAGACGCUCGAGCAGGCGGCCGUCUUCAAGCUGGGCGCCCCCGUCCAAGCGCUCACAUUCUCCGAGAACGGUUUCUGGCUAGCAGCGACGGCCAAGGGCCAAAACACGGUCACCGUCUUUGACCUCCGCAAAGAGGGCGACGCCGCGACGGCCAAGGUCCUCGAGACUGGCGGCGCCGUGCAGUCGCUCGCGUGGGACUACACGGGCCAAUACCUGGCCACGGCCGGGCCCUCUGGACUAACAAUCCAGCAGUACGCCAAGGGCAACAAGAAGUGGGCGGAGCCGUUCCGCAACGCCACGGGCGCGAUCGCGGUGCGAUGGGGCGAGUCGGGCAAGACGCUGGUGGCUGUCAACGGGGAUGGUGUCAUCAGCGUCGUUGGCGUCAAGGCUCAGGCGGAUGGAGAAGCGGAAUGA
This is a messenger RNA of Beauveria bassiana ARSEF 2860, 1449 nucleotides long. Its product is annotated as cell cycle control protein cwf8. Gene Ontology annotation, cellular component: cytoplasm; U2-type catalytic step 1 spliceosome; Prp19 complex. Gene Ontology annotation, molecular function: ubiquitin protein ligase activity; protein binding. The transcript is spliced from 5 exons. The record is from RefSeq and is a predicted model, not a curated record. The coding region runs from base 1 to 1449 and encodes 482 amino acids. Gene Ontology annotation, biological process: protein ubiquitination; mRNA splicing, via spliceosome; DNA repair. NCBI's taxonomy places the organism in Eukaryota, Fungi, Ascomycota, Sordariomycetes, Hypocreales, Cordycipitaceae.